This is a messenger RNA of Linum tenue, 360 nucleotides long. The record is from the annotation of a GenBank genome assembly. Lineage: Eukaryota; Viridiplantae; Streptophyta; Magnoliopsida; Malpighiales; Linaceae.
AUGCCGCACGUUAGCGCGGACCUGGAGCGAGAAUCUCACUUACUACACCGGCACGGGGUACCUUGGCGGUUCGAUCGUCGGCGGCGAGGAGGGGACGCUCGAUGGAUCAGGGCGGCCCAGGCCCGCGACUACAUGAAGUUGCGGGUGAACAGGGUUUUGAACUCCGGCGGGCACAGUGGUCGACUAUUGGGCAACACUAUGGGAGUUUUGCGUCUAAUGUUUACCGGGGUCAAGAGCAGCUUGAUUGCAGCGAUCGAUGUGGAUGAUUUUGCUAACACCGUAGCUGCUGGGCUAGGCACCGGGGCAAUUUAUCGAGCAGUCAGAGGGCCUAGAUUGACGGCGAUUGCUGGUGCUAUUUGA